CAGCCUCUUAGCUCCAAGAAACCUGAAAGAAUUCACAAGUUACUACUGCAACCUUAAAUUUCAAUAUCUAUAUCUCCUUGUAUUUCCCUUUCAUUAUUUCGAAUUAUGGGUGUUCGUCUACCGUCCAUGAUUUCCAGCGCCAAACAAAUCCUCAAGCUGCAGUCUGGUAUUACAAGAGAUAAACCAGAUGUUCCGAAAGGUCACAUUGCAGUUUAUGUGGGGGAGACGCAAAGAAAAAGGUUCGUAGUUCCAAUAACUGUGUUGAACCAUCCUUCGUUCAACGACUUGCUUAAGCGAGCAGAGGAAGAAUUCGGGUUCAAUCAUCCCAUGGGUGGUCUAACAAUUCCUUGCAGAGAAGAUGCCUUCCUAAAUCUCACUUCUCGAUUGCAGGCCUAAUAAGAGAUUCAAAGGGCCACUCGUUCACAAUUUUGAUUCCUCUUUUUUUUUUCUUUCUCCAUUUGUGAAAGAGAAAAAAAAAGCUGUAAACCAAUGUAUGUACAGAAGCAGCAAAAGUUAUCAACAAAAUUAGUUCUUUGAUCUCAACAA
Messenger RNA from Gossypium raimondii (Peruvian cotton), 546 nucleotides. RefSeq names its product auxin-responsive protein SAUR22. The record is from RefSeq and is a predicted model, not a curated record. The transcript has a single exon. NCBI's taxonomy places the organism in Eukaryota, Viridiplantae, Streptophyta, Magnoliopsida, Malvales, Malvaceae. Gene Ontology annotation, biological process: response to auxin. Bases 106 to 396 code for a protein of 96 amino acids.